Schizophyllum commune H4-8 is the source of this 680-nucleotide messenger RNA. RefSeq lists its product as uncharacterized. The transcript is spliced from 3 exons. NCBI's taxonomy places the organism in Eukaryota, Fungi, Basidiomycota, Agaricomycetes, Agaricales, Schizophyllaceae. Gene Ontology annotation, molecular function: protein kinase activity; ATP binding. Gene Ontology annotation, biological process: protein phosphorylation. The coding region runs from base 303 to 680 and encodes 125 amino acids. The record is from RefSeq and is a predicted model, not a curated record.
ACGAACUCACGUCGAGGCGCUGCGAUGUACGCUAUUGAUGACAAGUUGCACGUCGGGCCGUCGAGGGGGUCACUGACACGUUCAAAGCCUGCAAGCGGCAAGCCGCGCAGGUCGCAAGGAGGGGACGGGACAGAGGGCGCACAUGGCGUCGCAAGGCGCUCAAGCGGAAACCGAUAUCGGUCUUGCUGAGCCCCUCAAGCGAAGGCAGGCAGUCGUCGCGGAGGCGGAGGGGAGACACGGGGCAUGAGUUUCGCGGGGGAGGGGAGGGGAGAACGCGGGAACUGCGCGAGGGCAGACGGUUCAUGGUUGUCAAGGACAAGUGGACUUGUCUUUUCUCGCAUUGCUUGCGUUUUCUCGGUGAGCCAUUCUACAGCUACCGCAUCGUGCAUGAAGAACUCGUUGGCCCUUUCGCCUUGCAGGAGGAGUUCCAUGCAAGCAUAUAUCUCACGCAUGGCGACAUAUCCCCUAACAACAUCCUUGUGGACGACUCCUACAGGCACGUCAGCCUCGUUGACUUCGGCUGCGCGGCGUGGAUGCCGGAAUACUGGGAACUCACGUAUCCAAUUUACGGGCGUCAGCUCUACCCUGGAUGGGUGAAAGCGUUCACGCAUAUGUUCCCUCAGUACAAGGAGGAGUUGGCGGUGGAGAUGGAGCAGCGAAAAUACAUCUCGCUAUGGUAG